This is a messenger RNA of Punica granatum (pomegranate), 1076 nucleotides long. Lineage: Eukaryota; Viridiplantae; Streptophyta; Magnoliopsida; Myrtales; Lythraceae. The record is from RefSeq and is a predicted model, not a curated record.
AAAUCAGUGGGAAGGGAAGGGAGAGAGGCAGACACAACCCGACCGACUGAGAAGAGGCCCCAUAGAAAUCAAAACCAAAGGACAAUGCUUGUGCUUGGCCAAGCUCCCCCCGGCGGGGCUCUCUCGUCCACAAAAUGCUGCUCUCCCCUCACCUCCGCCGCCCCCAGCCCUUCCCUCUUCUCCAACCGCCGUCCCAAAUUCUUCUCCCGGAGAGGCGGAGGCGGAGCACCUUCUUCGAGGAAGGCCUCCCUCGCCCUCGCUAAAGCAGACGACGCCGUCGAUUCCUCCACCCCCGCUGCCAUCCCGCCUCCUCCUCCGCCUUUCGAGUUGGUGGGGCAGGAGGACGUUCCUCUGGAGGGCGUUAUCCAGUUCGAGAAGCCCCGCACCUCUUCGCCUGUAGACAAAUGGGGUCGGAUUGCAUUGCUUGCGGGUGGAGACGUGCUGGCCCUUCUUUUCUUCUCGGCGAUUGGGAGAUUCAGCCAUGGCUUCCCUGUUUUCGACGUUGAAACUUUACGAACAGCCGACCCUUUUGUUGCUGGGUGGUUUUUGGGUGCUUACUUCUUGGGUGGUUACUCGGAGGAUGGUCGUGGCUUGAAUGGUCUAUCCAAGGGAGUUCUUUCUGUCGCCAAGUCCUGGGCCGUGGGUAUUCCUCUGGGUAUAACGAUAAGAGCUGUGCUUUCGGGCCACAUCCCUCCUUACACCUUCAUCCUCGUUACGAUGGGAAGCACCGCUGUUCUACUUAUUGGCGGGAGAGCAUUGUUAUAUAGCGUCCUCCCCAAUGAUCAGAGCAAGAAGAACGAUGUAUAUCGGCGAGGUAGCCCAUUUGAACUAUUUGAGUUACUGACAUCUCUAGUACGGAGGUGGUAAUAACCAUCAUCCAUGACUUGCUUGUGAGAACAUCUUCUGGCAGUUGCUGCAACUUUGUAAUAUUCAUUUGUAUGUAUUUGUCUACAACUUUUUAGGGGGAAGAGUAAAUCUAUACGUACAAUGUAUUUGUAGCAAUUUUGAAGCCCGAUAAGCUAACGGAAUGAAGGAACUUAAACAGUAUCCCGCUGACAUCCGUGGGAUUUUGAUCA